Molecule: messenger RNA, 603 nt
Organism: Penaeus chinensis
Lineage: Eukaryota; Metazoa; Arthropoda; Malacostraca; Decapoda; Penaeidae
Product: carbohydrate sulfotransferase 11-like
Exons: 4
Coding region: 1-603 (200 amino acids)
Biological process (GO): carbohydrate biosynthetic process
Cellular component (GO): membrane
Molecular function (GO): sulfotransferase activity
Source: RefSeq, a predicted model, not a curated record
AUGUAUAGCAGCCCCCCCACGCUCGAGGAGAGGGACCAGGCACUGAGGGAGAGUGCCAGGGUCAUCAUUGUCAGGCACCCGUUUACCAGACUCCUGUCCGCCUACCGCGACAAGAUAGCCAAACCAAACCCACGUCCCAAGAAAUUCAAGUUUAAGGAGCUCCAGGCGUACAUAGUAUCUAAAUACCGGAAGGGUCCCAGUGCUAAUGCCUCGCCCAGUCCGACCUUCCCAGAGUUCGUACAACACGUGAUCGACUCCACGGAGAAUUUGUCGAGCGCUGCCGAGUGGAGGGAAAACGUUAAAUGCUGGACACCCUACUGGGCUCACUGCAACGUCUGUCACUUCGACUACACCGUCAUCAUGAAACUCGAAAGCAUGGAAAAGGACGAGCAGUUCCUCAUUACACUGUCUCAUCUCGACGAACUCAGGAAUAGAACCAGCUGGGUCCAUCUAAACGGCGCUUCAUCGUCUCAGCUGGCAAAGCAAUAUUACAAGGAAUUAACACGUCAUCAGAUGUCACAGCUUUACACACGUUACGAACUGGACUUCAAGCUUUUCCAGUAUGACAUAGAUGACUACUUGUCCAUUGCAAAGGACGCGUGA